Molecule: messenger RNA, 2619 nt
Organism: Protopolystoma xenopodis
Lineage: Eukaryota; Metazoa; Platyhelminthes; Monogenea; Polystomatidea; Polystomatidae
Source: the annotation of a GenBank genome assembly
AUGGAUGUCCCAGUAAAGCCAAUCGACAGCUGGUCAAGAGGAAUGCGCCGUCGUCUUCUGAUGGAAUCGUCCUUCGACUCUCUUCACCAAGCACUUUCACUCGAAAUAGAAGCUCAGGCCUCAUGGGCUAGCGACUGCUGUUCAAAGAUAAAUUUCUCACCAGAAAGGACAUCUACAUUGCCUUUUGACUCACAGCAGCUUCCUUUGCUCUCAUUCGGAACUGACUCCUCAUUAACUCAUCAGGAAGAUAUGUUUCUCCAUGGAGCAGAACUCAGGGAUGGACUUGAUCACAAAAACCUAGCCAAAAAUGACUCUAGUCUUGACUCUAUUCAAAACCUGAGUGCCCUGUCACAUGAAUCAACGUCGAAUGGUCGAGUAGGUUCCAUGAGUACAAUAGCCUGCUUGCAUGGUGAAUUGAAGAAAUUGCUUUUACACGGCCGUGAUCUACCGGCUUGGGCAGCCUGGUUGGAUAGUCUAGUGCAGCGCAGUCUCAUUGGUCGCGGCUGUGGUCCCAGGCGUGCUAGUGCAGCUCGUCAGCUCAUGUUAGUUUGGACUUAUUACAGCUCUCUCCUGAUGAGAGAGUUAACCUUACGCUCAGCCAGCACCUUCGGCAGUUGUCACCUUCUUAGACUACUAUGCGAUGAAUAUCUCUCCUUCCGGCUAGAACAAUUGGCAUCAAGCCCACUGACAAGUCUUCCUGCCGAGUUGACAAAUCUUCUGCCAGUAAUUAAAACUGAGCAACUACUACCGAGGAUAAACAACGGCGAUCAAUCCAUCUGUUCACCAACAUCUCAACUAGGCCUAAUUUCACAGGAGUCCUCAGUACAAUCUAUGACGGAGGAGGCAAUAGGGGUAGUAUCAAACAUGAAAACAAUGCUGCUUAACUCGGGACUAGCUUCUGGGUCCCGACGAGAGAGUGAAAACUCUUUCCACUCAAGUACGCAGCAGGCAACUAUGAUGAUGAUGAUGAUGGCGGCAGCAGGUGCUUUUGUUGGAGGAAGAGGCGAUGCUGGAAUAGAAGGAGUUGCUAAUGUGUCUGGAAUGGAAGGAGCCAAGCUAAUCGGGCUUUCUAGCGGUGUACCAGAUGGGUCUGUCCCUAGCUCAAGUUCACCGAUAACUUGUCUUGGUGCUAAGGGCCAUAUAGGGCUUCAGUCUGCCUUUUGGUCUUCCACCUCCCUUUCGGGAUACUCGGAUUGUCCACAAGGAGAGUAUCAUAUUCCAGGAUUACUGAAUGAGGCACUCGUUAGUUCGAGCCCAGCAGCGGUUGCUGCAGCCGCGGCUGCAGCUGCGGCUGUAGCAGCAGCAGCCGUUUCUAGGGAUCCAAUGAUAAGCUCCUCUGCUGUACCAGCAGGUGAGCUGGGAAUGAUCAGCACUUGCACUUCCUCCGAGGGUGGAAUUGCAGAAAAUCUGAUGCUAUUCCAGGCAUCCGACGAGCCAUGCUCUGAUGCUGAACAGGAAGAGGGUGCAUGUGUGGAUUCUGUAAAUUCAGAACAGGCUGUUGCAGUUGCUGCCGUCUCUGUAGAUGAAACCAUAGUAGCUGCGGUGGCAGACCCCGAAGCUGGAGACUCGAAUGACUGUCCACGAGAAGAAGACCCUCUACUAAUAUAUGCGACGCCUACAGAGUCAUCUAGCCCCGGUUUAGCAAGAGAAUGCUUCUUAACUAUCAUGGAUGAAGAGGAGGUUGAUGAUAAAGAGGAAGUAGAUGGUGAAAAGGAGAGAGAAGAACAUGAAGGAGAAGAUGAAGGGGAGAAUGAGGAAGACGUAAGAGAAAGAAAAAAAGAUAAAGCAAACAAAGCAAGAGACAAAGGAGAGGGGAAUGAAUCAUUGGAUAGGGCCACUAAUGGACUCAGUCUAAACCUUGGAGACGUACACUCUGGAGAGAUUCUGCCGCAUAGGCAUGGACGAUCUCGACAGUCCCGUACACAGCCGCAUCUUGACACUCAUAUGUUACACUUAGACUCGCUGUUGCAGUCCAGUGAACCCAGAACCCGUCUUAUUUCAAAGGAUUGUGCUAUUAAGCCAUUUAGAUUUGACGUUUCUAGGCGUGGCUAUUGGGAGGUCCCUAGUCUUUGCUCGCCCAAGAUGAAUUCGGUUGGACACAAGAACUCAAUUCCUGAACUUUCGCUGCAAAAUUUUUAUUCUGCCCCGGUCUUCCCACCUAGUGCUAAUGACCCACUAGAAAACAUAUUCGGUGAGCAGGUAACCACACCUAGGUCUAUAUCUGAUGUAUUCCUCAAUCAGGCUGAGGAAAACGAGCUUUCAACACUAGAAAUGGAAGGUAUGGAUACGGAAGUUACCGAAGAAGAAGUCGAAAAUCAAGAUGGGCAAACGGACGAGGAAGCACACGGAAUAAGAAAAAAACUUGACUUCAUUUCAAACGUAUCCUUUGCAGAUAUGACUAUGCCAGAAAAUUCAUAUUGUUGGCCAGAUGAGCUUAUAGAAAAUAAUGAUACUCAUCAGUUUUUGGCAGAUUCCCAGGACAACAUUCCUGAAAAGAGGUCUAAAAGGCUCUGUCAAGAAAAUGUUUUGCUUCAAGAAAACAAUUCGGAAAGACAUGGCGGUAAAGCAGCCGUUUUGCAUACUAGAUUACGUCUAGACACCAUAACUGGAUUCACGUAA